UGUUUGUUGAUAUAGUAGCAGGCGCUGCACUUUUAUUUUGAAGGCUAAACCAAUGAACCGGUAGUUAUCGCGACGCUAAACCCGGCGCGGAAAAAUAACAAUAUUCAACUGAAAUAACGUCCAGGCGCUAUUUCGUUGUUGUUUUUAGGCUAACAGGAAGCCUACCUGUUAUUUGUAAUAUGUCUUGUAAUGUCGUAUAGUAAUUCUGUAGUUGUAAUCGUACACGACGGCGACUCCUUGUGGCUGUUCAAUCAAUGAGCUGUAACGUUAGUUAGCGCUGAGCGCCAUUGUCUGUAGCUAGCUAAGUUACUAUAGUCGGUCCUGCUUAGUCUUGGCAGAAAACAUCAGGGUUGCAGACAUGCCAAAUCUAAAGCUGAUAUCUGCGACCGACACACAGUAUUCAGCAGCUGUGCUGAAGUCAAUGAAUGAGCAGCGAAAUCAUGGAUUAUUUUGCGACGUCACCAUUAUCAUACAGGACAAGAAAUUCAGAGCUCACAAAACAGUCCUGUCUGCCUCGAGUACAUAUUUCCAUCAGCUCUUCAGUGUCGCUGGACAAGUGAUUGAGUUAAACUUUAUCAGAGCAGAAAUCUUUGAGGAGAUUCUCAAUUACAUUUACAGCUCCAAGAUUGUGCGUGUCCGCUCCGACAUGCUUGAGGAGCUCAUAAAUGCUGGACAGAUACUGGGAGUCAAGUUCAUUGCAAACUUGGGGUCACCAUUAUCACAAGUUAAGGGUCUGCCUGGUUUGUCCAAGGAGACGGAAAACAAAAGUGACACGCCUCCAGAGAUGAUGCCGAUCAUCACAGAAUCUUUCUCAAUAUCUGCAGAGGAAUUUAAUCAGACAAGCGCACCAGCAGGUAAUGAUGAGGACUCAGACAGUGAUGUUAUGUUUGUCUCACAAACAGAUGCUCGAACCAGAGCAGCCAAUCAGCAAACCAACUCUGGUGAGGUCAUUGAUUUGGAUUCAGGUGAUUCAGAAAAGGUAGCGUCAAAGCAAAAUGAAGAAUCAAAUCAUGCAGUUGCAAAACAUACAGAGAAAGCCAGAACCCCCUUGAAAACAUACGCUGCAAAGCCUCCCAGCAUCAGUUGUCCAAACCCCAGUUUGCCCAACAGCAGUCCUCUGCGCAGUCCAGACAGCAGCUCGUCUUCCCCUGCCAGAGUUUCCUCAGGAAGUGCUCCCACAACACCAGCCAGGUCAAGCAGUUUCACCCCUGAGCCCUCGAGUGCCUCUCAGUCCUCUGAAAACAGCGAUAUAUUGGGAGUCCACAAGAAACAAGUCUCUACUUCAUCGCAGCAAGGGGAUUUCAAAAUAAGGCUCAUAGAUGUGUCUGAAGGCCCAGUAAAUCAAACCAACACCCCCAAGUCAGCUAUAGUAGCAAAAAAGACUGUGACACUCAAUACAGCCACAGAGAUUGAUUCAAUUUCAUCAGGCUGUAAAGUGUAUGCCAAUAUUGGAGAAAAUACUUAUGACAUUGUCCCAGUGAAGGAAGAUCCAGGUGAAGGAGGCUCUAAAGCCAAUAAAGGGAAGAGAUCAUUAAUGGCAACGCCUUUGAAAACCUUUGAUAAAGCACCCACGUCACCGAAGGCCAGCCCAAACAAGAAGAGGACCAAAACAGAACUUGAGGAUCACUACGAGCUAAUCAUGGAUGGGAAGACUUUCUACGUGUGCAUCGUCUGCAAGCGCCCCUACGUGUGUCUGACGAGUCUCCGCCGUCACUUCAACACCCACUCGUGGGAAAAGAAGUACCCGUGUCGCUACUGUAACAAGGUCUUUGCUCUGGCGGAGUACAGAACUAAACAUGAAAUACACCACACAGGAGAGAGGAGAUACCAGUGCUUGUUGUGCAAUGAGACGUUCAUGAACUACCAGGUACUGUCCACCCACUGCAAGCAAGUCCACAACCAGGACCCCAGCGGGAGGAAAGAGAAAGAUGACGCCGACAACAACUUGUACCGGCUGCUGCCAUGUAAAACAGUGCAGAUGAAGUCGUACUCAUGGAGUACUGACGGGCCGGGGGUCCCCGUCAUAUCUGAGGACGGCAGCGUGCAUCACAUAACCGCUGUCGGUGAAGAUGUCCGCUCUUCCACCCAGAGUAGGAUGUUGAACUGGGACGACAUCUUUGUCGAGCCCGAUGCUCACAUACCACCUGAUGCUCAUGCCCGACCAGGGUCAACCAUGAACACUCCUCCACAGGGAGCUACAGAGUUUGACUUUGUUAUACCAGAGACCUACUGAGCAACACUCGCUGCUCUGUUAUCUGUGCCUUUUAGGUGCCCCCCACCCUUUUUUCCUCUUUGGUUCCAUGUCAACAAUAUUCUUCUGUAAUUCUCAAUAGUAUCAGCUCAAGUAUGGUCACAUUAGUCUUUCCAUUUUAACCAGAUUUGUAGUGUAAUAUUGUACUAAACACGUCCAGCCAGUGCCAGCUGGGGAUUGCACCAAAACAGGAAACGAAUGCUUGAAUUUGUCAGUCGUGCCGUCUUCAAUUGAACUGUAAGGGAGACAGAGCGGAUAGCUGCAGGAUGGAAUUGUAAUGCGACCACACCAUUACUCAUGUUACUCAGCUUGUGCUAAUAGCCUUGAUCUUUUGUAUCAUUGGAAUAAAUGUUAAUCACUUUAGCAAGAAAACAUAGAAGUGGCUCACACACAGUACAAUCUUAAAGUGGUCAUAUUAUGCUUUUUGGCUUUUACCCUAAUAGGUUUGCAAAGUGAAAAGUUCACCCCAAAGGGAGUUACCAUCUCCCACAGAAAACUCUGAUCUGAACUGCCUGAAAACAGCUCGAUUGUAGUCCAGCCUUUACUUCCGUAACGUAUCUUCGUCACUAUGUCACACGUGUACCAAUUGAGCAGUUUCCACAAGUACACCUAAAUAUGAAAUUAAAAUAACGUUAGAUACCCUCCAGGCAGUCAAUAAAGUUGGUACUGUGAUGUUGCGACAGUGCACAGCUAAAACGUUACGUAUGAAAGACAAAUUUGUUACAAAUUAAUAACUUACCACUCUGAAAUGUCUCGCUCCAGUCUCGGUUCUGAAGCUAGUUCGGUUUGUUCUGCCUGUGUUUCGGUAUCAGACUCUGCUGAACCGAAGCCAUAGUUCUGAAGCGGCUUUGUUUUGGACCACACUACCCGCCCUACUCUGCUUCUGAUUGGCUAGUAGUCCUUACCUAGGUACUGCACAUGUGCAACUCCCAACAAAGAUCGAAUAGAGGUGAGAUACCUCACUCAGUAACUAAAACAGAGCGUUCAAGACACGGUGAUAACAGGUGCUGCAGCAAUGUGCAGUAUGAGUAAAAAUAUGGUAUUUUUUCUAAACUAUGUCAAUCUAUUCUGGUACAACCCCAAAAUAAAAUUAUGAACCUGAAAUGAGCAUAAUAUGACUGCUUUAAAGAAAAUAAUUAGUUUAUAUGAAUGAAAUCAAAAACUUCCCCACAAAAAUGGGGAGGGGGGGGACAUAAAUCAAUAGCUGCAAUAAAAAGACAAAAAAAUCAUUUAUGUUAAGUUUUCACUGUAUGAGGCUAUUAAGUUAUAACUGUUGCAGACUGAUGUUGAUGCCUAAUUUCCUUUUGGUCUUGUGCCUCAAAUUCUGUAUCAGCCACAAGAUUUCAUUUUUAGCAGUGGUUUUUAACCUUUAGGCCAUGUUGCAUAAAUCAAUUAACGACAAUAGGUCAAGGCAAGUUUUGUAUAUUUUUAUAGCACAUUUCAACAACAAGGCAGUUCAAAGUGCUUUACAUAAAACAGAAAAGCAACAUAGGGCAAUACUGAAAGACAUUUAAAUACACGACACAAUUAAGGAGCAAACUGAGCUCCAUUUCAUGAAAUAGAAAUGGUGUUACCUAUUUAAGAAUGUCAAUCCUCAGCUGAUGGUUUUGUGUUUAACCAGGUGACCUUUUUUUCUUUGGUCAGGAUAAAUGAAUGCAUUUGUGGUUUCAGCAGAUUUGUGUAAAAUACAGGAUGUGCCCCGUAAAGGAAAUAAAUCAAGGUUGCUCAAAUUUUGAGUCCGUCAUCAACGGAUGCGUCUAUCAUGAAUCUCAAGUCUGAUUUUGAGGAUCAGGUGGAAAUUUGAACAGAUACGAGGAGUUUCUGGACUGAUCGUUCCUGGUUUCCAUUUGAGACUCUCUUAAACGUAAUUCUGUUCAAGAGAAUGUUAAUUAUGAUCUGAAAUAUAUUUUUUCAUUAUGUGGUUGUUAUUGGUGAUCCCACAUGUGGGUAUUGUGGCAGGGAAGAUAUAUGAUGGUUAUUUAAUUUUUCAGUUGGUGGAAAAACAAUUAUGACUAAUUUUUUUGUCCAUUAAACACCUGUUUUAUUUUGAUACACCUGUACAUUUUUAUUUCCUAUGAUAGCCAUGUUAUUUCUUAUAUGAAGUGUUAUUUUAAUGCCAAAAUCUGUCAGCUACAUAGUGUAGGCUAGAGAUUUUGCAUACAAAUGUGAUGAUGGGAUUAUUACAUAUAGCACUUAGCGUUGGAUCAGGCAGAAUACUUUUUGUAAUAUUUUUAUCUUUUCACUCUGUUUUUUCCAUUGUGUCAAAAUGUAGUGAUUUGUCAGUAUGAGUAAAAAAAAGUAGUGCUAACAUGGGAAUCUAUUCUGUCAUUCAAUAAGUCAUGCAGGUUUUGUUUUUUAAUUAACAGAUUAACAUUGAUGUGUGAUGUACAGUGUAUAUUUGUGUUAAUCCCAAUUUAAAUUUUUUUUACUGUUUCAGAUGUAUUUAUUAGGUUUAUAGCAGUGGAAAAAAUGAAAUAGUUAUUAAAUACUUGGUUCUGUUGGCAUUGUACAAAAUGUCCCUUUUCUGUCAAUUAGCAAUGAGGGUUCCCUGAUGGUAAAUAAAUUAUUCUUUUACUAUUUUAA
This is a messenger RNA of Siniperca chuatsi (mandarin fish), 4834 nucleotides long. RefSeq names its product zinc finger and BTB domain containing 33 (gene zbtb33). The coding region runs from base 359 to 2233 and encodes 624 amino acids. Lineage: Eukaryota; Metazoa; Chordata; Actinopteri; Centrarchiformes; Sinipercidae. The transcript is spliced from 2 exons. The record is from RefSeq and is a predicted model, not a curated record. Gene Ontology annotation, molecular function: protein binding; RNA polymerase II cis-regulatory region sequence-specific DNA binding; DNA-binding transcription factor activity, RNA polymerase II-specific. Gene Ontology annotation, biological process: regulation of transcription by RNA polymerase II.